AUGGAGGCGCUCGGGGGCGACAAGCGCUGGCUCGACCGUUUCCUGGCGCAACACGUGGCAGUCGCGUAUUACACCGUCGCGGCGCUCAUGUACAUUGUCAGUCCCAGGAUGUCCUACCAUCUGAACGAGUGCGUGGAGAAGCACGCCUAUCAUACGUACGACAAGUUCGUCAAGGAGUUCGGCGACAAGCUCAAGCUCAAGCCGCCGCCGGAGGUCGCCGUCCGGUACUACACCGAAGGAGACCUGUACAUGUUUGGCGCGCUCAUCUCCCCCCACCAGGACACUCCCUCGUUUCUGUCGGAGCCGUGCAGCGGCGUCGUCGAGUGCAGCGUGACCGCCAUGUCGGCGGCGGACCGCGCUCUGAAGCACGGCCUGCAGAUUGAUGACGCUUUGUAA
Messenger RNA from Klebsormidium nitens, 396 nucleotides. Lineage: Eukaryota; Viridiplantae; Streptophyta; Klebsormidiophyceae; Klebsormidiales; Klebsormidiaceae. The record is from the annotation of a GenBank genome assembly.